Bipolaris victoriae FI3 is the source of this 999-nucleotide messenger RNA. RefSeq lists its product as hypothetical. The coding region runs from base 1 to 999 and encodes 332 amino acids. NCBI's taxonomy places the organism in Eukaryota, Fungi, Ascomycota, Dothideomycetes, Pleosporales, Pleosporaceae. Gene Ontology annotation, molecular function: kinase activity. The record is from RefSeq and is a predicted model, not a curated record. The transcript is spliced from 2 exons.
AUGUCUGCCAGCCAAGGGAACCAUAUCGUCUGUGUGGGUGCUGUCUACAUAGAUACUAUCUUGACUGUCCCGCACUUUCCAAUUGAAGAUGAGAAGUUGCGCGCUAAAAGCAUCACGCGAAGAAGAGGUGGGAACACGGCAAAUAGUUUGGAGGUGCUGUCACAACUGCUAGAGCACGACAAAGCACCUGCAAAUCCGCCAAUUUCGACAAACUUGCAUCUGAUAGCAGUACUUCCGAGCGAGCAAUCUGCAGCCUCCCAAUUCAUCUUGGAAUCUCUUCCAGGCGUGAAUAUAUCUGAGUGUAGUUUAUUCCGAACAGACCACCAGGAAGCCGCCUCCAGCUACAUCAUCCAAAGUGAAGCAAAGCGCUCGAGAACUAUUGUCAGUAUCAACGAGCUUCAAGAGAUGCAGGCCUCUGAAUUCUGUCAAAAAGUUCAGGAAUUUGCCAAAAUGAAUGCGGGGCAGGUUUGGGAAAAAGCUUGGUUUCAUUUCGAGGGCCGAAUUCCAGAGGUUACACAUUCCUGUGUCAAGUUCCUGCGCAGAGACUUCCCCCACUUCAGAAUAAGCGUGGAGUGCGAGAAGCCUGAGCGCACAGAAAUGGCAGAGGUCGCAAAGCUCGCCGAUGUGGUAUUCUAUUCGAAGCUUUGGGCAGAAAAGAACGGAUUCAGAGAUGCGAGGAGCUUUCUUGAAGCACAGCGCGCAGACAAGCAGGAUGGUGCAAUACUUUGCUGCACAUGGGGUUCCGGAGGUGCCAUGGCAGUCAAAAAAGGAACUGACGAGCCUUGGGCGGAUGCUAAGGCAUGGCAACCGCAGAAAGAUGAGUCCAUUGAGGUUGUCGAUACGAUUGGUGCUGGAGACACUUUUAUCGCUGGAAUGCUCUUCGCUCUUAACAAUCAUGAUGAAUGGGCCUUACAGCGUAAAUUGGAAUUCGCAAACGAACUUGCUGGCCGCAAGGUCUUACAGGAAGGCUUUGUCAAUCUGGGCGUCAAGAUGUGGUAG